UUGUGUGGAAUAGGAGCUGGCCCCACAUAAUUACUCCCCACGUACACACAGAGUAGGGCAAUCCUGGAAAAUGUUAGAGACUUCUUAAUUGUUUAGAUACGGGAACAAAAGCUUUUUCGUUUUCGAGCGGCGCCGGAGCGUGUUGAAGAGGUCAGCAAGAAGACCGAGGGUCAUGUUGAUGCUAAGGGAGGAGAUCCGAGUGUGAGCGGCGCCGAGAUCAGCAGCAGAGAGCCGGGUCUGGUGGUGUGGAGAACCGGGAGCAGAGCAGACUGACACCGGGACAAGGUGGUUGAAGAAAGUCAAAGCAGCAUUAUUACCUGGCUGUGAUUCAGCACUGCAGCCACAUGAUGAAUCAUGCAGUCAAUUUGCAGCCAUCUAGGGUGAAAAAUGUCCUUUCUAUAUCUGAUCAGUUCAAAUUUCAGAAUCCCUGGAAUAUGGUAAUGAUGACACAGGCCUCGAAGGAUGCGAGAAAGGCCAGGAUGGAAGAAUCAAAAUUCCUAAAUGAGAUAAAAUUUUUUAAUACUUGCUUACUCAAACAUGUGGAAAGUGUGGAAAAGCCCAGGAUUCCUUUGCAGACAAUUGAAAUCGAAAGAACCAUUAACGCCCUGAGAUUGGGGAAGAUUUUCUUAAUGCGGAAUAAUCAGUGGAUUGAAACCCCACCCAUAGCUGGAGAGGGGACAAUCACAAGACAACCAAAACAGAAAAGACCUGAAGGAGAAGUAGCACUGCUGGAAACAACUGAACUACCUGCAGCGUUUGAAACAAAUGAACUACCUGCAGAAUUUGAUACAAAUGAACUACCUGCAGAGUUUGAAACAAACGAACUACCUGCAGAGUUUGAAACAAACGAACUACCUGCAGAGUUUGAAACAAAUGAACUACCUGCAGAGUUUGAAACAAAUAAACUACCUGCAGAGUUUGAAACAAAUGAACUGCCUGCAGAGUUUGAAACAAAUGAACUACCUGCAGAGUUUGAAUCAAAUGAACUACCUGCAGAGCUUGAUAUAAACGAACUACCUGCAGAGCUUGAUAUAAACGAACUACCUGCAGAGCUUGAAACAAACGAACUACCUGCAGAGCUUGAUACAAACGAACUACCUGCAGAAUUUUAUACAAACGAACUACCUGCAGAGUUUGAAACAAAUGAACUACCUGCAGAAUUUGAAACAAACGAAAUACCUGCAGAGUUUGAAACAAACGAACUACCUGCAGAGUUUGAAACAAAUGAACUAUCUGCAGAGUUUGAAACAAAGGAACUACCUGCAGAGCUUGAAACAAAUGAACUACCUGCAGAGUUUGAAACAAAUGAACUUCCUGCAGAGUUUGAAACAAAUGAACUUCCUGCAGAGUUUGAAACAAAUGAGCUACCUGCAGAGCAUGAAACAAAGGAAGUACCUGCAGAGUUUGAAACUAAUGAACUACCUGCAGAGUUUGAUACAAAUGAACUACCUGCAGAGUUUGAAACAAAGGAACUACCUGCAGAGCUUGAAACAAAGGAACUACCUGCAGCAUUUAAAACAAAUGAGCUACCUGCAGAGCUUGAAACAAAUGAGCUACCUGCAGAGCUUGAAACAAAGGAGCUACCUGCAGAGUUUGAAACAAAUGAACUACCUGCAGAGUUUAAAACAAAUGAAUUACCUGCAGAGUUUGAAACUAAUGAACUACCUGCAGAGUUUGAAACUAAUGAACUACCUGCAGAGUUUGAAACAAAGGAACUAGCUGCAGAGUUUGAAACAAAGGAACUACCUGCAGAGUUUGAAACAAAUGAACUUCCUGCAGAGCUUGAAACAGACGAACUGCCUGCAGAGUUUGAAACAAAUGAACUACCUGCAGAGCUUGAAACAAAGGAACGACCUGCAGAGUUUGAAACAAAUGAACUUCCUGCAGAGUUUGAAACAAAUGAACUUCCUGCAGAGUUUGAAACAAAUGAGCUACCUGCAGAGCAUGAAACAAAGGAAGUACCUGCAGAGUUUGAAACUAAUGAACUACCUGCAGAGUUUGAUGCAAAUGAACUACCUGCAGAGUUUGAAACAAAGGAACUACCUGCAGAGCUUGAAACAAAGGAACUACCUGCAGCAUUUGAAACAAAUGAGCUACCUGCAGAGCUUGAAACAAAUGAGCUACCUGCAGAGCUUGAAACAAAGGAGCUACCUGCAGAGUUUGAAACAAAUGAACUACCUGCAGAGUUUAAAACAAAUGAAUUACCUGCAGAGUUUGAAACUAAUGAACUACCUGCAGAGUUUGAAACUAAUGAACUACCUGCAGAGUUUGAAACAAAGGAACUACCUGCAGAGUUUGAAACAAAGGAACUACCUGCAGAGUUUGAAACAAAUGAACUUCCUGCAGAGCUUGAAACAGACGAACUGCCUGCAGAGUUUGAAACAAAUGAACUACCUGCAGAGCUUGAAACAAAGGAACGACCUGCAGAGUUUGAAACAAAUGAACUUCCUGCAGAGCUUGAAACAAAGGAACGACCUGCAGAGUUUGAAACUAACGAACUACCUGCAGAGUUUGAAACAAAGGAACUACCUGCAGAGUUUGCAACAAAUGAACUUCCUGCACAGUUUGAAACAAAUGAACUACCUGCAGAGCUUGAAACAAAGGAACGACCUGCAGAGUUUAAAACAAACAAACUACCAGCAGGGUUUGAAACAAAUGAACUACCUGCAGGGUUUGAAACAAAGGAACUUCCUGCAGAGUUUGAAACAAAUGAACCACCUGCAGAGCUUGAAACAAACAAACUACCUGCAGAGUUUGAAACAAACGAACUACUUGCCGAGUUUGAAACAAAUGAACAACCUGCAGAGUUUGAAACAAAUGAACUACCUGCAGUGUUUGAAACAAACAAACUACCUGCAGAGUUUGAAACUAAUAGACUACCUGCAGAGCUUGAAACAAAGGAACUACCUGCAUAGUUUGAAACACAUGAACUGUCUGCAGAGUUUGAAACAAAUGAACUACCUGCCGAGUUUGAAACAAAUGAACUACCUGCCAAGUUUGAAACAAAUGAACCACAUGCAGAGUUUGAAACAAAUGA
This is a messenger RNA of Carcharodon carcharias (great white shark), 3037 nucleotides long. Its product is annotated as paternally-expressed gene 3 protein-like. The transcript is spliced from 4 exons. The record is from RefSeq and is a predicted model, not a curated record. NCBI's taxonomy places the organism in Eukaryota, Metazoa, Chordata, Chondrichthyes, Lamniformes, Lamnidae. Bases 345 to 2915 code for a protein of 856 amino acids.